AUGGUUUCUCAGCUUUUGGAUCCUCGCCAACCCAAGAAUCUUUCUGAUGCCAUUGUCUUGGCAAUUCUGGGUCUUCAUAUUCUAGCUGCUUAUUUCCUACCAUCUGGAUCCAAGCGCACUGUCUUUGCUGUUGUCUUCCUGUUCUGGCGGGCUUGCUACAAUAUUGGCAUUGGUGUACUCCUCCAAAUCCAGUCGAAUCACCGUCGUCUUGUCACCUGGGCUAAACGCUGGAAACUCUUCGAGCAUCCAUCAACUGGCAAGAACCCCCGGCCGUGGCUCUACAAACUCCUCAAGACCGAGCUGGAGACAAAGAUUACCGAAGACUAUGAAUUCGAAAAGGCCCCCCUCGAGUACAACACUUGGCUGGUCUUUCGAAGGGUUGUUGAUUUGAUCCUUAUGUGUGAUUUUGUGUCCUACUGCUUGUUUGCCAUGGUCUGUGGUCAUACUCCUGAAGGCGAGAACCCUCUGAUCGGCUUCUCCCGCUGGGCUGUUGGCAUCAGUCUCAUUGGCUUCAAUCUUUGGGUGAAACUCGAUGCUCACCGUGUCGUGAAAGACUUUGCCUGGUACUGGGGAGACUUUUUCUACCUCAUCGACCAAGACUUGACUUUCGAUGGUGUUUUCGAAAUGGCUCCCCAUCCCAUGUACUCAAUCGGUUACGCCGGCUACUACGGUAUCUCCAUGAUGGCAGCCAGCUACGAGGUUCUCUUCAUCUCGAUUCUUGCGCACCUGGCCCAAUUUGCUUUCCUUGUGAUUGUUGAGAACCCUCACAUCGAGAAGACGUACAACCCUCCUCCUCCACGCAAGCGAACCGUGUCCGGCAGCCAAAUUGAUACUAUACCCGCUGAUACCAGAUCGAUUGAAGGUGCAUUCGACCAACAAACCCUCAAACCCUCCCAAAAGGACGAGCCUGGCCAGGUCCACAACCUUGUUGGUCUAAGUAACCUCGAUUUGUUCCGGGUUCCUGACUUUGCCGUUAUCGUUAUGCCGUUCUAUGUAGCCAUCCUUACUCUGGCGACGCCCUCAACUGCCGCCUGGCAGGCGGCCUUUGUCUUUCAUGCCUUGGUAUGGCGCGUAUGGUACCACCUUGGAUUGGGCCUUAUCCUCAACCAGCAGUCCAAGAACAAAAUGUGGACUCGUCAUUUCCUUAAAUUCGGCGAGAGUGCUGGUGAAGCUUGGCGCCAGUGGAAGGGUCUGCAUCAUAUCAGCAUGAUCAUGUGUAAUACCGCAUUUGUUGCUGCGUGUUGGAAGAUGUACUCGCCUCCUGAAGACUGGGCGUACGGCCUGGUUAUGCUCAAGCAUGUCCUUGGUGCCAGUCUCGUCGCCCUCCAAUUGUGGACCGCAUUCAGUGUUUAUGACUCCCUUGGAGAAUUUGGAUGGUUCUGUGGCGAUUUCUUCUUUGAUCACCAGGCCAAGUUGACGUACAAGUCCAUCUAUCGCUUCCUGAACAACCCUGAUCGAUUCUUCGGCACAGCUGGUGUAUGGGGUGCUGCACUCAUCACUUGGAGUCGAUCCAUCUUCCUUAUGGCACUGGUCACGCAGAUUUUGACGGUUUUCUACAUCUCAUACAUCGAGCGACCUCACAUGCAAAAGAUCUAUGGACGUGGCCUCCGUCAAGAAGCUGGUCUCACCAAAUUCAUCAAAAAGUCAUUACCCCCUCAUGUCAAGGGAUGGCAAGAAAGUGUCGACAAGGUUUUGGAUGAUACAAGCCAGUUCGUCGAGGACUUCCUUGAUACCGCUCGACCCAAGUUUGCAUCAGGCGUCAAAACCAUUGUUAGAGAUACUUCAGCUCUUUUCAACAUGGCCCCCGCAAGACUCACAAUCACAAGAAUUACACCCGACUUGGAAGGCUACGACCCGAAGCUUUAUUCCCUGUCUGUGAAUGGUAUGCAGACAACUCAUGCACCUAUCGUUGAGAAGUACACUGGAAAGGAGAGCUUGACAGGUCGGUUCCCUAAGCCUGUCCGUACCAUGGCUUUCGAGUACGGUGCACCUCUUCGUGUCAAGUGGAGAGCCCCUGCCAACCACAGUAAGAAGGAUUGGAUUGGUCUUUACAUGGUUACCGACAAUCGUUCAAGAGAGACCACAGAGGUUUCUUCUCUUGGACGAUGGGCACCUACGAAUGCUGGUUCUUAUGAUUCUUUGACAGCCGAUGUCAGUAUUCUGGUUGAUGAGCACCCAGUCUCAGCUACUAAUGCAACGGAUGCCGACCUGGUUGAAGGUGAAGUUAUUUUCGAAGGUGACAAAUUAUGGUGGACACAAGGCGUCUUCGAGUUUCGAUACCACCACAACGGCCAUCAUCAUGCUAUGGCAAUCUCUGAGCCUUUUGAAAUCCGGAUCAGCAAGUUUGACGAGGAAGAUGUUGAUCUUGGUGCCAAGGGCUUGUAUGAGCAAGCUGUCGAGGCUGCUCUUCUUCCCGUUGUCCAAAACUGCCUAGACCGCGACCCGGAUAUUGCACCCAACCAGCCCGAAGAGCCUUUUGGCGGACAUGUCGAACGUGAUACGAAAUAUGCCAAGAGAAUUGUAUAUGCCAUUCGAGAAAUGUUUGGUAUCGAGUUUGCGCCACCUGUCGUCGCCGCGGAUGGAAGUGUCCGCAAACUUGCGUGGAGAGUCUGCAACGCUAAGGAAGUUCUGGCACCCUACAGCAUGUCUCUAUCGAGAGGAACAACUACACCUGCGCUUCAAGACUUUCCUUCUGAGAAGGCUUGAUGUGGGAUAUACGGAAAUUUGGAGUUAAAAGUAGUUUGGAGUUCUUGCGGCGGUGAUGAUGGUGAUAAAAUAUUGGAGUAUGAUACCACAGUUGAGGCAGGAUACUAAGGGUGGAUGUAACUAUUGAGACUU
Fusarium graminearum PH-1 is the source of this 2838-nucleotide messenger RNA. RefSeq lists its product as uncharacterized. Gene Ontology annotation, molecular function: phosphatidylethanolamine N-methyltransferase activity. NCBI's taxonomy places the organism in Eukaryota, Fungi, Ascomycota, Sordariomycetes, Hypocreales, Nectriaceae. The coding region runs from base 1 to 2706 and encodes 901 amino acids. Gene Ontology annotation, biological process: phosphatidylcholine biosynthetic process. The record is from RefSeq and is a predicted model, not a curated record. The transcript is spliced from 2 exons.